AUGCACACAUGCAUCGUUUGUCCGAGGAGCACCAAAGGCCUCACCAGACUGAUCACCCGCCAGAUCAAAGGCAUGUCUUUGCGCCCCGGCCGGCGCCGGAAAAGGCUGCAACGCGAGGCUGAAGAAGCAGCAGCGAAGUCCGGCGAAAGACAGGAAGAAGGAGAAGUCGGAGACGAGGAGGAGAGCGAGUGGGUCUCAGAGCCUGAGCCCGGAGUGUUCAUAACUUUGGUGCCACUGCCCGAGGUAGGCAAUCGCGUGAAGAAGAUACGAUUCAGCAAGGAGCGGUUCGAUGAUUGGGGAGCGCAGAAAUGGUGGAGCGAAAACUACGAUAAGGUUAUGGAGCUCUACUGCAUCGUCUCCCAGCAAUCUUCUCCCACGCUCGCUCCAUCCGACGAUGAAAGUCAAUUAGUUCAUAAUCAAGAAGAAGAAGAAGAACAAGAAGAAGAAGCAUCACGCUCCUCUAAGAGCACCACUGGUUCCUCCAAGGCGUCCCCAGAGCCGCAAGCUCACAGUGAGAUGUCAAUGGAGAGUAAAUUAGUUCAUAAUCAAGAAGAAGAAGAAGAAGAAGAAGAAGAAGGGAAUGAAGCAGCAUCACGCUCCUCAAAGAGCACCGCUGGUUCCUCCAAGGCGACCCCAGAGCCGCAACCUCACUGUGAGAUGCCAGUGGAGAUCGGGAACAGGGUGCUCGAGUGGAACGUGGAAGAUGAGACUGGUGUCUUUUUCACUGUGCGAUCGAUGCCUGAUGGCUCUCGGGAGAUUCUACGAAUUGUAUUCAGCGGGGAUAGGUUCGGCGAGAUGAAAACCAGAGUGUGGUGGGAAAAAAACAAGGCGAGGCUGCAACAGCAGUACAGUCUCAAUUUGUAG
Molecule: messenger RNA, 864 nt
Organism: Zingiber officinale
Lineage: Eukaryota; Viridiplantae; Streptophyta; Magnoliopsida; Zingiberales; Zingiberaceae
Product: protein Brevis radix-like 2
Exons: 5
Coding region: 1-864 (287 amino acids)
Source: RefSeq, a predicted model, not a curated record